AAUUCAAGCGUGGCGAGAAAGGCACUCGUGAACGUGCGCAGAGGGCUUGACGUCACUGAGGCGCCCUGGCUCUCCUGAGCCUGCUACUGCUGGCAAAAAGAUGGGAAAACCAGAUAACCAGUUAUCGAAAAAAAUACUAUAACAUGUCCAAUCUGACGACCAUCUCCAUUUGAAAAGAGACCUGAGCUCUGCCACUGAUCUGAGACAACAGACAACAAGAAAGGGAACCAUACUUUUCUUAUAUCAUGAGUAUGUUUUUCACCACUUCCAGUUAAAGCAGGAUAAUCAGCACAUUUACCCUGCUGUUUGGAGACAGGACCACCAAAUCUAAAAGGAUAUACCUGCACAUACUUGUCCUUCAGUCCUGCUGUUUGCUCCUUUUUUUAGUUUAGCAGAAGAUGUAUGGUAGUGCCCGCUCUGUUGGUAGAGGUGAUGCCAACCAUGGUGGAGGAAGAGAUGCAGGUGGUAGUAGUAAUCAGGGAUCUGGCCGUUCUCCUCGCCUUCCCCGCUCCCCUCGGAUGGGACACCGACGGACCAACAGCACCGGUGGCAGUGGAGGAGGUCCUGGAGGAGCAGGAGGCAAAACACUCUCCAUGGAGAACAUCCAGUCUCUUAAUGCUGCAUAUGCCACCUCAGGACCAAUGUACCUGAGCGAUAAUGAGGUAGCCAUGGCAGGAGACCACAUUCCCAAAAGUGGCGUGGCAGUGACCGCCACGGGGAGGCAGAGGGUGACGUAUGGGUCAAGAAGCAGUGGUGGAGUUGUAGCAGCUAGCACUCCAAAUAUCUCCACCUCAGUGCCUGCUAAUGCGGUUCUGCCAGCAGGCAUGUUGGCAGGUGAUGCACUAGCUUUUGGAGACCACCACAUGGCUUCUACAGUGCCCCAUUCUCUACGACAGGCCAGAGACAACACCAUCCUCGACCUGCAGGCUCAGCUUAAAGAGGUUCUGCGUGAAAAUGAGAUGUUGCGGCGCGAAGUGGAAGUCAAGGAGAGCAAACUGAGUUCCUCCAUGAAUUCCAUUAAAACCUUCUGGAGCCCAGAGUUAAAAAAGGAGCGAGCCCUGAGGAAAGAUGAAGCUUCUAAGAUCGCGGUUUGGAAGGAGCAGUACCGCAUUAUUCAAGACGAAGCUCAGCAUCUCCAGAUGACUGUUCAGGCUCUCCAGGAUGAGCUGAGGAUCCAGAGGGACCUGAACCAGCUGCUCCAGCAAGACCCCGCCAGUCAAGGGAGGGACCUGGCCCUGACGUCUGAACCCACGGAGGAGAACCACCGGCGCCUGCAGGCCGAGUACGAAAGGCAGGCCAAAGAGCUCUUCCUCCUGAGGAAAACGCUGGAGGAGAUGGAGCUGAGGAUCGACACGCAAAAGCAAACACUUGUAGCCAGAGAUGAGUCCAUCAAAAAACUUUUGGAGAUGCUUCAAAGCAAAGGGCCGUCUGCUAAAGCAUCAGAGGAGGACCAGGAGAGGACCAGGAGGCUGGCUGAUGCAGAAAUGCACAGGCAUCACCUUGAGAGUUUACUGGACCAGAGAGACCGAGAGAUCACGGCACUCAGAGAGGAGCUUCACCGUCGAUAUGAAGGAACUCCAGAGUCCACCAAAACUAAGGCUUUACAGACUGUUAUUGACAUGAAGGAUGCAAAAAUCAACUCCAUGGAACGAAGUCUGAGGGAUAUGGAGGAGGAGCUGCUUAUGCUAAAGUCCAACGGACUUCUGAGCUGUGAGGAGCGUCAGGAGGAGAUGAAGCAGAUGGAAGUGUACCGCAGUCACACCAAGUUCAUGAAAAACAAGAUGGAACAGGUGAAGCAGGACCUCUCUAGGAAGGACACCGAGCUGCUCGGAUUGCAGACUAAACUGGAAACACUAAAUAACCAGUUUUCAGACAGCAAGCAGCACAUCGAUGUCCUCAAAGAAUCCCUCACUGCCAAGGAGCAGCGUGCUGCCAUCUUACAGACGGAGGUUGAUGCCUUACGUCUGCGCCUGGAAGAGAAGGAAGCAACUUUAAAUAAGAAGAGCAAGCAGAUACAGGAAAUGUCAGAGGAGAAGGGAACCCUCAAUGGAGAAAUUCAUGACCUAAAAGACAUGCUGGAAGUUAAAGAGCGCAAAAUUAACGUGCUGCAGAAAAAGAUCGAGAACCUGCAGGAGCAACUGAGGGACAAGGAGAAGCAGAUGAGCAGCCUGAAGGAGAGAGUGAAGUCCUUGCAGGCCGAUACUUCCAACACAGACACGGCUCUCACCACCCUGGAGGAGUCACUGGCAGAAAAGGAACGCAUCAUCGAGCGCCUUAAGGAGCAGCGAGACAGGGACGACCGGGAGAAGACGGAGGAGCUUGACUGCUCCAAGAAGGAGCUGAAAGAGUUGAAGGAGAAACUGAGCUUAGUGCAGGGAGACCUGUCAGACAGAGAGACAUCUCUGCUGGACCUGAAGGAGCAUGCUUCUUCCCUGGCUUCCUCAGGACUAAAGAAAGAUGCCAAACUCAAGAGUAUGGAGAUUGUCUUGGAGCAGAAAAGGGAGGAGUGUCUCAAACUGGACAACCAACUCAAGAGAGCUCAAAAUGCAGCGCUGGAGGCUCAAGCCAACACAGAGCUGGCUGAACGCAUCAAACACCUGGAGCAAGAAGUGGCUCGUCACAAAGAGGAUUCUGGGAAAGCGCAGGCUGAGGUGGACCGCCUUCUUGAGAUACUGCGGGAAAUGGAGAAUGAGAAGAACGACAAAGACAAAAAGAUCAAUGAGCUGGAGAGUUUGGCCUCCAGGCAAAUGAAGGACCAGACCAAAAAGGUGGCAACACUGAAGCACAAGGAACAAGUGGAGAAGAGCAGGAAUGCUCGGCUGAUGGAGGAGGCUCGGAAGAGGGAGGACAACAUGUCUGAAUCAUCUCAGCAGGUCAAGGACACUCUGCGCCAGAAAAGCGAACGCAUCGAGGAGCUGGAAGAGGCUCUGAGAGAGAGCGUUCAGAUCACAGCAGAGCGAGAGAUGGUGCUGGCACAGGAGGAAGCAGCCCGGUCACUGCAGGAGAAACAGAUGGAGGAGCUGCUGGGUGCCAUGGAGAAGGUGAAGCAGGAGCUGGAGUCCAUGAGGGCCAAGCUGGCGUCGACCCAACAGUCUCUGUGUGAGAAGGAAGCCCACCUCACAACGCUGCGAGCUGAGCGCAGGAAACACCUGGAGGAGGUGCUGGAGAUGAAGCAGGAGGCGCUUUUGGCCGCCAUCAGCGAGAAGGACGCUAACAUCGCCCUGCUAGAGCUGUCGUCCUCCAAGAAGAAGAAGACUCAGGAAGAGGUGUCUCAGCUGAAGAGAGAGAAGGACAGACUGGUUCAGCAGCUAAAGCAGCAGACUCAGAACAGAAUGAAGCUGAUGGCAGACAACUAUGAAGACGACCACCUGAGGACGGCACCUGACCAGACCAAUCACAAACCCUCUCCAGAUCAGCAGAUGAUCCCCCCUCUUCUAGCCUUGUCCCAGACCCGCAGUAAGCUCAAACUCUACAUCGCCCACCUGACAGACCUCUGCCACGACCGAGACCCCAGCAUCCUCAGCAUGCUCACGCCACCCUCUCACUAUCACCACGGCGACCCUGAAGACUGGGAGGAGGACCUUCAGAAGAUGACAGUCGAACAGUUGGAGAGGGAGCUGGAGGUGUGUGAGAAGGAGAGCGGGGAGCUGCAGGAAUAUGCCAACUUGGUUCUCCAGCAGAUUUCGGACUACUGCCCAGAUAUCCUGGAACAGGUAGUCAACGCCCUGGAGGAGUCGUGCUGACAAAUCUGACCUCCAGCACAACCAGGCAGAGCCCUGAACCCCGACUACCUCCACUCAAAGGAAGGAGAUGCUGGGGUGUGGUUCCAUUUCCUCCUCUGCUUCCUCAUAUAACCCCAAAACUAAUUCAAGACUCACAAGUGCUUUUCUGUCCUAAAUCUCUUUUUUAAGGGAAGUCAAUCCUAAUGGUUACAUUAUGGCAAAUGGGAGAAUGGCUAAAGCACACGGAGAUAAAAUCAUCUUAAUGAACUUUGAAGAAACAAUUUUCUCUGCAGUUUUGUUUGGAUAAAAAAAAUCUGUCCGGCGAAAGAAGCAAACUUCUACAAAGUCUAGAAGUCUUUGCUCUGCAGAGGUUCACCCAGACGAGGCACUUUUACCUUCAAUUCAAAAUCACGACAUGGGACAAGAAAGCACUUUUAGCCUUUUAGCGGUGGGGAGCUGCUACAUCUGGAGGGAGCUGGAAAAGCGUGGAGCCGUGCAGAUGUUUUGAGUCAGUUUCACUGAUCGUAGUAACGCUGCCUACAUGUUUUCACCUAAUGAGCACAACAUGAAUUAUUUCAGCGUAGCUCCGAUUAGCUUAGGUACGUUUUUGAGCUGACAGCGACUGGUUCAUCGGCUUCAGAGGAGGAUCAACCCAUGUUCUCGAGAAGAGAGGAGUAAAGGAAAAAAAUUGUAUUAUUUCUAGAUGGUUUUGCACACAACGUUCAAUUGUUUAUGAUGUAUGCAAUGUUUCUUUGGAGAACGUUCUCGUGGCCUUGGAGCAUGCAUGGAGAUCAGUACUGGACCUAAUACAGGGAUGUUUAUUUCUCUGUAAUCCUGGUGCUAUGGCAUGAUGUAAGAACUUUAAGUGAUCUUCACCCAAAGUUUCUACUGGAGUCACUUAAAGCCCGUUUAAUCUUUAAUUUCAUUGAUUAAAUACAAAAAGAAAUCCCCUUUUCUUGUAUUUUCAGAUGCCUCUGUUGUUUUUUUUAAUAAUCAGGGCUUAGGUUUUUUAAUUACUAAGUGCAUUGACAUUAAAAGAAAAGUCACUUUCCAGCAGAUUUUGACUUUACAGAUCAGUUUGUAAAUAACAUGCUAUUUAACACGUGCAGUAACUGAACAAAGGUAGUUAUUUGGAAGGUGUUGUGCAUUCUUAACAUAAAAAUCUGAAAAGUUACAAGCAGUGCAGUUGUCCUUUGUGUCCAAUUUUGUCUUCUGGACAAAAUGUACGUGUGUGAUGGUAACUGCCAUAACUCGCAGAAAGUCUAUGUUCUAUGGAGAUAUUUAAAUAAAUAUGAUCUACUAUAAAAGUUUACUGUAUCGAUAUGCAUUGAAUGUUUGCACAGAGUAUUGGAAGAGCGAGUUGCUCUGAUCAAAGCGAGUCCUCAGCAGAAAUUGAGGGAAGAGGCAUAAAAGAAAAAGUGUCAAAACAUUGUGUGAAUUAGACGUUUCAAACCGUGACUAUGUGAUGGAAGAGUACUUUUGUCCUUUUUAAAGGUAUUUUCACCAAUUGGUGAUUUUUAUGUUAUCUGGAGAAUGCUAGUUGUUUCUUUGUCAGUGAUGUUUUUUUUUCUUUAGCCUGAUGGAUAAAAAUAAGUCCCCAUCUGCUGUUGUGAGAGAAAAAAUUACUAGUAUAGAUCUAAAAAUACAGUUUUAAAGCAAACUGCACACACAGGGUGUCAGAUGGAGAACCAAAGACACAGCUGGUGUUGAGAUGUUUUGUUUCCCUUUAGCUCCUCGCAGCUCCAGAGAAGAUGUGUUUUACUCCCCGUUACGUUGGCCUGUGUCCCGUCCUGUCUUAAUGUCUCAUCAUCUCUUCUCAACUAUUGGAGAGCACAGAGCUGAUAAAGGGGCUUCAGUCAAGUUUGUUCUACGAUUCUAUUUUGUUUUAAAUUAAAGUACUGCCGUCUGUCUGUUCAUGUCUAAAAUCAAACUUAAAAAAAACAUGUUACUUAUUUGGAUUUUGUAUGUAUGUAUGUAAAUAAAUAAAUUAUAAGCCUUG
This is a messenger RNA of Nothobranchius furzeri (turquoise killifish), 5721 nucleotides long. NCBI's taxonomy places the organism in Eukaryota, Metazoa, Chordata, Actinopteri, Cyprinodontiformes, Nothobranchiidae. The record is from RefSeq and is a predicted model, not a curated record.